GGAUCUGUAAAACUAUUUGUUGAUUUGAGUGAAAUCUCAAUGGAUUUUCAGUGGACUAGAAAUUUAACUAGGGUUUUGUAACUUUUGUUUCGGCUACUGAUCUACUUGAUUCUGAUUUGAUCAUUUUUUUGUUGUUGAUUUUUUCGAUGAACCGUUUGGUCUUCGCUACUCAUUUGAUCUGUUCAGUUGAUUUUGCUUUUGAGUCCGUUUGAUCUGUAUGUAUAUUUGUGUUCUGUUUGUGUGUAUCUGUGUACAUAGUACUAUGUAUGUGUUUAAGCUUCGCUGAAAUUAAUGCUCUGUGUUUCAUAUUAAUCUGUCGGUUGUGUAUUCUGUGACUAGGUUUCUGUGUUUGUGUGGUUGGCUUCAAUGUUUUGCUUAAUGAAAUGAUUUGGGACAGGAAAUUUUCUGAACUCUGUUUUUUAGUUUUUAACUGCCUUGAUUUAAAGCUUUGAGAACUUCUGAUUUGUUCACUUGAUGUUUUAUGCCAAAAUGAGUUGUGCUUGUGAUCUAGUUUGCGUAGUUAAAAAUGAAGAUAAACUAUGAAUAUAAUCAAAGUCAUUGGGAAAUAAUUUGGAGUAUUUUAAUUUGCUUAGUUGUUAUGACAAAUGCCGUGAAUGUUAAUAAGGAGAAGAAAGAAACUAGGAUCUUGUGUUGUUAUUUAUAUAAUUAUAUCAUUAUUUGCUCAUCAUGGUAUUUUCGAUUGCAAGUUGUUGAAAAUAUUUUUGAUGAAAGUUGUAUGCUCUUGAAGAAACCCAUGACAUCUUCGUUGGCAACACCAGGGGUGCCAAUUGAGCUACAAGGCUCUUGGCAAUAUGUCGCAAGGCAAACGCAGCAUCUGGGAUGGCUGUACACGAUGAUUGCAAGCUUAAGUUUUUAGAACUAAAGACAAAAAGAACUUACCGCUUCAUUGUUUUCAAGAUUGAGGAGAAGCAGAAGCAGGUUAUUGUUGAGAAGCUCGGUGAGCCAUCUGAUAGUUAUGAGGUUUUCUCUGCAAGCCUCCCUGCCAAUGAGUGCCGUUAUGCUGUGUAUGACUUUGAUUUUAUGACAGAGGAGAAUGUCCCAAGGAGCAGGAUUGUUUUCAUCGCCUGGUCCCCUGAUGUUUCAAAGGUGAGAAGCAAGAUGAUUUAUGCAAGCUCUAAGGAUAGGUUUAAGAGAGAGUUGGAUGGUAUUCAGGUGGAGUUGCAAGCUACUGAUCCUACUGAGAUGGGCGUUGAUGUUAUUAGAAGCCGCACUAAUUAAAUUUGAAGUGUGAGCUAUGCAAUGGAGAUCUUUCCAACUAUCUGGUUCAAUGUUUAUAGGUCGUGGAACUUAGAACUUGCUUUAAUCUAUGCUAAUGGCUUGGUGUUUAUUUAAAUUUUUUCUUAUUUUUUUUGAGUGAAAGGCAAUUCGGCUUGGUGUUUUUUACAUUUAAAACUUCCUGAAUUGUUAUCUGUGGCUUUAUUGGGUAUACUAUUUAGUGUGAAACUAUACACACUACUUAUAUGCUGGAUUACGGGGUACAUAUCAAUUUCAGUUUGCUCAUUUGAACCCUAUAUUGUACUGUAGAUCAGGCUAUUCUUUUGCCUUCCCCAUUACUGAGUUUGUCCUAUGGUUACGUUUUGUUUUA
This is a messenger RNA of Quercus lobata, 1606 nucleotides long. Its product is annotated as actin-depolymerizing factor 2-like. The record is from RefSeq and is a predicted model, not a curated record. Gene Ontology annotation, cellular component: actin cytoskeleton. Lineage: Eukaryota; Viridiplantae; Streptophyta; Magnoliopsida; Fagales; Fagaceae. Gene Ontology annotation, molecular function: actin binding. The transcript is spliced from 3 exons. Bases 841 to 1239 code for a protein of 132 amino acids. Gene Ontology annotation, biological process: actin filament depolymerization.